Messenger RNA from Mytilinidion resinicola, 1444 nucleotides. Its product is annotated as tannase-domain-containing protein. The record is from RefSeq and is a predicted model, not a curated record. The transcript has 3 exons. Lineage: Eukaryota; Fungi; Ascomycota; Dothideomycetes; Mytilinidiales; Mytilinidiaceae. Bases 1 to 1125 code for a protein of 374 amino acids.
AUGCUCAGGAACAUGAUUAUAAGCUCCGCGCCUGCUGAUUCUACAGGAUGGCAUUCUGCAGCAUGCUCUUCCCUAUCUGGACUAUCCCUCCACGAUCCCAAAGGUGUCGUAGUUGCUGCAACAGCAAUUGCAGCAGGUAGCAACUUCACAGGCAUCACCGAGAACAGUGGAUACAACGCCGUCCAGAUCGAUCUCCCAAGCCUAUGUCGAGUCGAGUACAACGUCCAGACUUCUCUGAACAGCUCUGCCGUUGCUGAGAUAUGGCUUCCUCUGCCAUCAGCCUGGAACAGGCGCUUCCUGGCGGUUGACAAUGGCGGCUUCGCUGGAGGCGUAAACUACCCCGACGUUGUCUGGGGUGCGCGAAAGGGCUUCGCUGCUAUGAGCACAAACACCGGACACAACGGCAGCAGCUCUGAUGGCACGCCAUUUCAGAACCCGGAGCACUUGAUCGACUGGGGUUAUCGAGCUUUACACCUGACAUCCGUGGCCGCCAAAUCUAUCGUGAAAGCGUACUACGGCAAUGCCGCAAAAUAUUCCUACUAUGCCGGCUGUUCAACCGGUGGACGUCAAGGCCUCAACGCCGCACAGCGCUAUCCAUCCGAUUACGACGGCAUUCGUUGCCUCACUGGCCCUCAAAUCACGAAUCUCAAACGCAUGUACGCGCCCUGGCUUGCUGAAGACGGCCGCCUUAUCAACCCUGGGAUCUCCCCAUCGGGCGAAGCAAGUUUCAGCAUCCUCAUGAACGGCCUUACGCCCACCUUCGGGCUUCCCUUCUACGCCGAGACCGUCUUCAACAAUACCAAUUGGGACUGGCGCACGCAGAGUGUGGCUGACGUCGAUCUCGCGGAUAGCAUCAACCCCGGCGGUUGUAAUGCGUACGACCCAGAUAUGCGCCCGUUCCAUGAGCGCGGCGGGAAGGUGCUGCAGUAUCACGGUUGCGCGGAUCCUUUGAUCCCAUCCCUCGAUACACCAGCGUUAUACGAUCUUGUCGACGAGUUCUUCGAGUCUGUAGGCAAGCCGGCAGAGGUUGAGGACUUUUACCGCUUGUUCAUGGUGCCUGGGAUGGGUCACUGCGCUGGUGGCCCAGGUGCCUGGGCACUUGAUGGUGUUUCGCAGGUGGAUUGACGCCAGGAGGAAAGGGGAGUGAGUACUCCAUGCUGUGGGCGUUGGUGGAGUGGGUUGAGGGGACGGCAAAGGCGCCGGAGAAGGUGAUCGGGACGAAGUAUAUGAAUGAUACGGCGAGCUUGGGGGUGCAAUUACAGCGGCCGUUUUGUAAGUGGCCUACUGUAGCGGAGUAUCGCGGGGGUGAGGUGGAUGAGGCGGGCAGUUGGAUUUGUCCUGUAACGGGGGUGUAUUGAUGAAGGCGCAAGAGAUGCAAUUGAUAUGCUGUAUAGUGUUGGGCCUUAUCCACAGACUCUGAAUCAAGUUUUCAAACUUCUUCUUC